AUGAAGGGUUCUAGCAAAGACAUUAUUGACACUGGACAAAUACCACCAUCAAGUGAAAUCUGUGAAACCUGUGAAACUUGUAAAAAAUGUGAAAAAAUUGAUAAUGGUGAAAAAGGUUCAAACUGCGAAAACUUUGUAGAUAAUAGUGGUGGUAGUAGUGGUGGUAGCAUAUUACCUUCAGGAGGUUAUAAUUCAAUGUUUCUACCUGUACAAGCGGAUUUUGAUCGUGGAAAAAUUUCCAAUAUAACGAGUUCAUUUAUGGAUUCCUCACAGAUUUCAAAUCCUAUACAAAAUCAAAAGUUCGCCACCAUAUCGAAUAGACCGACAUCACCAUCACCCGAAUUUACUGCACAGCAACCAAAAAUUACCCAGACAAUAGUUGCAGGAGAAUGUUGUACUGAAUGUUGUCCUGUUGCGGCGGCAGAAGCUGCUGCCACAUCGAUUCGAGAAGCGGCGGCAUCGGAACAAACGAACGUCAUUCAAUAA
This is a messenger RNA of Diversispora eburnea, 486 nucleotides long. The record is from the annotation of a GenBank genome assembly. NCBI's taxonomy places the organism in Eukaryota, Fungi, Glomeromycota, Glomeromycetes, Diversisporales, Diversisporaceae.